Messenger RNA from Thalassophryne amazonica, 948 nucleotides. Its product is annotated as hepatic lectin-like. NCBI's taxonomy places the organism in Eukaryota, Metazoa, Chordata, Actinopteri, Batrachoidiformes, Batrachoididae. The record is from RefSeq and is a predicted model, not a curated record. Bases 76 to 870 code for a protein of 264 amino acids. The transcript is spliced from 6 exons.
AGAUCAUUACAGUCUUACUUGAAAAACUGCAGCACAACUUCAGUAACACCUUUGUCUCACUCUGGUGGAUACAUCAUGGCGAGGUUCACCCAUAAAGAGGAAACUGAGAUCUCUGUUGACUGCAGAAACCAGUCUGAUGCUCCAGUGAUAAAUUUCACUUUAAGGAACAGCUCUGAUACAGUGUCUGGGAGAAAACUGUACAUUCUGGUGGCUGUGAGUUUUGGGCUUUUGUGCAUCCUGCAAGCAGUUCUCAACAUUUCACUGCGUCUUGCUCAAAUCCAUGAAGACAGAAGGAGCAUGAUGACAACUCAGUUACAGCUAGAAAAAGGCAACUUGACCACAGAGAGAGAUGACCUAAAGACCAGAUACAGUAAACUAGAAAGUCUCAACUACAAUCUGACCCAAAUCAUCAGUUACUUAGAGAAUGAGAAACACAACUUGGAGACUGUAAACAGAAACCUGAUCAGAGAGCGUUCGAACAAAAUAUGUGAUAAUUGGAUAGACUAUGGCAGCAGUUGUUAUUUAAUCUCCACUGGAAUGAAAAACUGGUACAGCAGCAAAGCAGAAUGUGAAAAGCUCGGUGCACAUCUGGCUAUUAUAUCGAGUGAAGAUGAACAGAGAUUCAUUGGAAGCUUUAACAAGCCUUUGUGGAUUGGACUAACUGACAAGGAGACUGAAGGGAUCUGGAAAUGGGUGGACGGGACGCCACUGACCAGAAGUUACUGGGACAUCAACGAGCCGAACAAUGAUGACGAAGGUCUGAACGAAAACUGUGCAGAAAUAAGGGGUCAUCACAGUAAGAAGUGGAACGACGCACAAUGUGUAAUUGCAAAAUUUUCAAUCUGUGAAAAGAAGAAGAAAUGCUGUUAAUCCAGCAUCCAAACAAGUAAAGAGAAAUAAUCCACAUUUUGAUCAAGCUGAACGUUUUGUCUCCUGUAGCCUGUUAAA